AUGCGUUGGAAUACCCUUCAAGAAAGUUUCGAUACUGCUCAUAAGGAAUACGAUAGACUUAAAUUUACGAAUAAGCCUGAUUAUAGCAAUCCUGGUUCCACCAAGAUCGUGAUCACUGGUCCUCCGUUAUUUUGCCGUAACUGUGAGAAAGGAACCAGGGAUUAUUCCACAGAAGACCCAACAAGGAAGUUCAGCUUUCCUAUUAUGAACAUCAUGUUACCUUUAGCACUUGAGUUUUACCUUAAAUCACGUCCUGACGAGGUAACUAAGACGGUAGCAAGAGAAACGGCAGGACUGUGUUCUGGAAUUGUUGCCAAAGUGCAGCAGUCAAUCCAAAAAAUUUGCGGGAAAUGGAAAAAGAGACAGGAUGAGUUCCGAAACUACCUUGUCAAACUACCAUGUACGGAAAGCAACGUCCGAAAAUCGCUGUAUUUUUUUAACAAAGCACGCCUUCAGAGAAUCCUCAAUCUACUUGAUUACAUCGAAGAACAGGGAUGGGCCGAUGGAAGUGGAAUAGGUUCCCUGGAUCACGAAAUGAAUCGGGAUGGUGCUGGAUACAUGCACACUCUUUUUUUCCUGAAAAGAUCUUUACAUCAACCCUCAAGCAACAAUAGUAGAUUAAAGAAAUUGAUAAACACUGCCAAAUGGUACAAUGAUUUUGGAGAAGUUUAUCAAUCGCGUUUCGAAUUCAGUGGAACUACGGCUGACAGAAUGAUCACGAUAUUUUUGUUUAGAUUGAUAAUUGUGUUGACGAUGCCUGUGACUACUGAAAUUGAAAAAAGGGAAAGGCAGAGGGAUAUGGAUGCUUUGAAGAGGUGGAUGGAUAACGCCCUGAGUAUUAACAAAGCAUUUGGAGGAGUUAUCAAACCUGAUUACACCGGUUUUCAUCACAAAGCGUUCUAUGCAUCAGCAUACGCGCCACAUGCGCUGCAUACAGCAGCACAAGUGCAAUAUCUCUUAGAAGGAACACACUUCGCUUUAUCAGAUGCAUCUAAACGAAAUUUACUUGAAGCUCUCAAAGUAAUGAGGCUUAUAUCUGUGAAGUACUCUACCCCGAGCAGUGUGGGAGGACGUUUUCCACACUUUUCUAACGAGAAACGUGAAAAUUACUUGGAGGAUGGACGGGUUGGCAGUGGGAAAUCAUACAUGAACAGCCUCGGAUCUCUGAAAAUAAUGAGCGAGCUCAAAUCCAAAGCCUCAGCUCCUGAGACCUCUCCUGAAGGUCACUGGUCCAUGAACUUUGCUGCCCUCUCAAUACAUCGUCGUAAGGACUGGGCCGUAACAGUCAAAGGUUUCAACAGGUUUGUGUGGGACUUUGAAGGAUCUACAAAGAAGAAAACUCCGGAAAACGCCUUUGGUACCUAUCAAAGCCAUGGAUCAAUGCUGAUAGCAAACAGUGAGGAGGCGUUGAAAGCUCACGAUAUUGAUAACGGAUGGGACUGGACAAAGGUUCCUGGAGCAACAACGAUAAAUAUGACUUUAUCGCAAAUAAGGCUCAGAGAGGCACGGAAUUUUAGUCCACUCUCCUAUGCCGGAGGAGUUACCUACAAAGGACCAGAGCCUUUAUCCAGCGGGGUAUUUGGGAUGGACUUCCAUCAACCAGAAAAUCAAUUCAUCGAUGAAAAGCAUCCGUAUCCUAAAAUUAAGCUUCAUUUUAAGAAAUCUGUCUUUUUCUUUCAAAACGUUUUAGUCUGUCUCGGAAGCAACAUUAAAAUAGAUAAUGGUGGAAAAAGAACUAUCGCACAAACUACUCUAUUUCAAGACAAACUGAUAAGAGGUGCUUCUAAAUUUUCUAAUGUAAUGGACGGCCCCGCCAAAGUCACCUCAGAUCUAUUCGCAGCUGUAAACCCUCCUUCUACAGACAUGCCUAGAGGCUACACCACUUUAGUGGACACUAAGGGCAACAGUUAUUACAUUCCAGGAUCAAGUGCGUCUGAUCUCAAAGUACAUGUCCAAAAUCAAAACUCCAAAACCGCAGCUGCUGUCGACUCCAGCAGUAUCUACACUACGGCCUGGCUAGAGCAUAGUUCCACGAGUGCGAAGUACGAGUACGCUGUGUUCGUAAAAACAGACUCUUACAAAAGCACUGCCACCACCAUUUGGAAGCGCCAGCACGGGAAUCAUUUGCUGUACACGGUUCUGCAACAAGAUGAUAAGGCUCACGUGGUACGAUUUGGUAUUUCACCACAGCGCAACAUACUCAUUACCCCAUUGUACGGGUAUGUAGUGUUUCACCCCACAUUAGAACUCCCUCAGGGUGGUUUAAUCACAAAAGUGACCAAACAAUGUCGCAUUAUGGUCGAGCAGGAUUCCCGAUUCGUUUUUUUAAGCAUCAGCUACCCUGAUCUGAAUUUCAAUGUCCAAGAUGAACUGGAAACAUCCGACGACGUUAACAGGGAGGAGCUCUAUGAAAUAGAAAGUCGUGAAGUCGAGGUCGAGGUCACCUUAUCAGUGGAGGUGAAGAUGACUCUCCCUGAUUCAGCAGUGAAAGUACAUGGAUCUCCAUUUGGCUAUCAACCACGUGUAGAAGUAAAGCGUAUGCCUGCCUCUCUUUCUCCUUCCAAUUCUUCCCCAGGAAAAGGGAACAUAAUCGCGUUCAAAAAUCUUAAGAAUGGGUUCAGUGUUGAGGUGAAAUUGGAGAAAUAACCAAAAUAUGGUCUGAAGAGAUUAUCAAUGUACUUUUUGGGUCUUUAUCGUCUUAAAUCUUUCUCGUAUGGUAUAGAGAAUUAAUAUAAUUUAAAGGGAAUCACCAAAUGUUGAUCCUUUAUCAAAGAAAUUGUAAG
Molecule: messenger RNA, 2783 nt
Organism: Stylophora pistillata
Lineage: Eukaryota; Metazoa; Cnidaria; Anthozoa; Scleractinia; Pocilloporidae
Biological process (GO): carbohydrate metabolic process; glycosaminoglycan catabolic process
Cellular component (GO): extracellular region
Molecular function (GO): lyase activity; carbohydrate binding
Source: RefSeq, a predicted model, not a curated record